AUGAGUGGAACUGGGCCAAAGAUUGUUCUGCCCGCUCGAUAUGCAGAUGAAAUCAAGAACAUCCCCUCGUUGUCUUUGAUGAAAGCCUUUGCACCUGAUUUCUUCAUCAAUUAUCCCGGAUUCGAAGGACAUAAGCAAUCGUAUCACGACGACAAGUUGAUCCAGGACACGGUGAGAAUCAAGCUGACGCAGAGUCUGGGAUUGGUCACCGAAGAUCUUGUCGAUGAGACUGUCGACUCAAUCAAUUGUGCGAUUGGACAACACCCAGAAUGGACCAGCCGCAACUUGAAGGACGACAUGACUGAAAUUGUCGCUCGUCUAUCAUCUCGCGUAUUCCUGGGAUUGCCCCUUUGCCGCAAUGAACGGUGGCUCAAAAUCUCCAAGGCCUACACGAUGGACACUUUUAUCGUGGCACACGUAAUGCGUCUCGUUCCUAGCAUUGCUCGUCCAAUCGCGUAUUGGUUCAUACCCCAGAGCGCCACGCUUCGUAAGGCCGUCAGGGAUGCGCACAAGCUCAUUGAUCCCGAGGUGCAGCGCCGUAUCGACAAAGUCCGCCAAGCCCAGGCCGCGGGACAGAAGCCUCCAAAGGUGGCCGACUCCCUCGGCUGGAUGUACCAGGUGGCGACCAAGCCAGACACGGAUUAUGUUGCCGCCCAGCUGGCCUUGACCAUGGCUGCGAUUCAUACCACGACGGAAACCUCGUCUGCGGCGCUUUUGGACCUUUGCGAGUACCCCGAAGUCGCCGAGAAGCUGCGGUCGGAAGUGAUUCAAGUUAUUGGCGAGCACGGGUGGAGCAAGACUGCAUUGUACAAAUUGACUUUGAUGGACAGUUUUCUAAAGGAAUCACAACGGGUUCGUCCAAUGUCUAUCACCUCGAUGAACCGCUACGUGGAGCAGCAGGUGACCUUGUCCGAUGGAACGGUCCUGCCAAAGGGUUCGCGUCUUAUGAUUGCGGCCAAUUUUAUGGAUCCAGAGGUGUAUGACGAGCCAGAGAAGUUUGAUGCAGAACGCUUUGUCAAGAAGCGCCAAGAGUCCGGUCAAGAAAAUUCUUGGCAGUUGGCCACCACAACUCCUGAGUAUACCCUCUUUGGCCACGGCCAACAUGCUUGUCCGGGCCGCUUCUUUGCAAUCAAUGAGCUCAAGGUUUUGCUCUGCCAUCUUUUGCUCAAAUAUGAGUGGCGUUUUAAUCCGGAAAAGGGGAGAAUGUCGCCUCGUUUCAUUGCAAAUACCAAGGCAAUCGCAGGUGAAACCGAGAUCCAAUACGACGGCAGUCAUCAUUCUUCCCCCAACGUGCCAACACUAGAAGCGUGUCUGUACCGGUGUCUUGCGUUUUCUUGUGAUACAGUACCGAAAGCAGCCAGCAUCGACUGUUCAUCCUACCAUAUCAAGGGCAAUGGGAUUUGCGUUCAUACACUAGACCGAUGA
Molecule: messenger RNA, 1425 nt
Organism: Pestalotiopsis fici W106-1
Lineage: Eukaryota; Fungi; Ascomycota; Sordariomycetes; Amphisphaeriales; Sporocadaceae
Exons: 4
Coding region: 1-1425 (474 amino acids)
Molecular function (GO): heme binding; oxidoreductase activity, acting on paired donors, with incorporation or reduction of molecular oxygen; monooxygenase activity
Source: RefSeq, a predicted model, not a curated record